CCGAAGUUAGAAAUGUGUCAAAGGUAGAGAAUUGCAAUAACAGUAAUCCGAAGAGGACUUUAGCCUGAGCUUUGCUGCUGAGUAAAAUGGCGAACCUGGAGGCAGACACCAGUGCAGUGAGAGGAAAACACAAGUUUGAUGAGCAGAGACUGGAAGGUUACCUGAGCACCCACCUGCCAGUCUUCAGCUCCAGUCCAGCUGCACCGUUCAUUGUCAGGCAGUACAGAUCAGGCCAGUCCAACCCCACAUUUUUCCUACAGAAGGGUCCAAAUAAGUUUGUUCUUCGAAAGAAACCUCACGGCCCACUUCUGCCAGGAGCUCAUCGGAUUGAGCGGGAAUAUGAAGUACAGAAAGUGUUAUUUGCAACUGGAUUCCCAGUACCACAGGCUUUAUUCUACUGCAAUGAUGUGAUGGUGAUUGGAACGGAAUUCUAUGUGAUGGCGCAUGUGGAGGGUCGUAUUUUCCGAGAUGUCACUCUCGCAGAUGUCCUCCCCGCAGAGAGAUCUGCGCUGUAUAUUGCACUCGCUGAAACACUCUCCAGGCUCCAUUCAUUCAACAUACACAAGCUAAAUCUUACAGGGUAUGGCAAAGGAAAAGGAUACUGCCAGAGACAGGUAACCACCUGGAAGAAGCAGUAUGACCGAGCUGCACACACUGAUAUUCCAGCUAUGAACCAGUUGGCUGACUGGCUUAUUAAUAAUUUGCCAAGCGAUGACAAUGAAGAGUGCCUUAUCCACGGUGAUUUCAGGAUUGACAAUAUCAUAUUCCAUCCCACUGAGGCUCGAGUGAUUGCCGUCCUGGAUUGGGAGCUGUCUACUGUUGGACAUCCUAUGUCAGACUUGGCUUACUUUGUUGGACCAUGUUUUUGGCCUCGAGAAGUACGCUUAUUUGGUCAUGUUAGUGACAAAUCCUUUACUGAUAUUGAAGGAAUGCCAGCCUGUGAGGAUUUGAUGAGCAUUUAUAGCCGGUGUCGUGGUGUGGAUUCACCAGUGCAGGACUGGAAUUUUUUUCUUGCCCUUACGUUCUUUAAGCUUGCUGGAAUAUUACAGGGUAUUCAUGCACGCUUCCUUCUUGGGAAUUCCAGUGGGGAGGAUGCCAGCAUAUUUGCUGAUAUGGUUAGACCCCUGGCUGAAAAUGGACUCAAAUUAGCCAAGCGAGAGAACACGAUGGUGGAGCUAUCCGGAUCUCCUGGUGAACUGUUCUUGCUAAGCACCAAAGGGCAGAGGGUUCUACAGCAAGUGAAACAGUUUAUGAAACAACACAUUUUUCCAGCACAAGAGGAGUUUGUGGCGUAUUAUAUUAAAAAUGAAAACUCUCCUCUGAGAUGGAAGAAGCCAGAUGUCUUAGAAAAGCUCAAGGAAUUGGCUAAAGCUGAAGGCUUGUGGAACCUGUUUCUUCCAUCUAUUAGUGGUCUAAGCCAGACUGACUAUGCCUUUAUUGCCGAGGAAACCGGAAAAUGCUUCUUUGCCCCGGAAGUUUUUAACUGUCAAGCACCAGAUACAGGCAACAUGGAGGUGAUUCACCUGUACGGUACUGAGGAGCAGAAGAAACAGUGGCUGGAACCGCUUCUUGCUGGAGAAAUCCAGUCUUGUUUCUGCAUGACAGAGCCUGAUGUAGCUUCCAGUGAUGCCACCAACAUGGAGUGCAGUAUCCAGAGAGAUGGAGAUAGCUACAUAGUUAAUGGGAAAAAGUGGUGGAGCAGUGGUGCUGGAAAUCCCAAUUGUAAAGUGGCAAUUGUAAUGGGCAAAACAACAAAUGCUUCUUCUUCCAGAUACAAACAACAUAGUAUGAUCAUUGUACCCAUGGACACCAAAGGUGUUGAUCAUGUGAGAGCUCUGAAAGUGUUUGGAUAUGAAGAUACUCAUCAUGGAGGACAUUUAGAAGUACACUUUAAUAAUGUGCGGGUCCCGGCCUCUAACCUAAUCCUAGGUGAGGGCAGGGGAUUUGAGAUUGCCCAGGGACGUCUUGGACCUGGUCGCAUUCAUCACUGCAUGAGGUGCAUUGGAGCUGCAGAGAUCGCCCUUCAACUGAUGUGUGCCAGGGCUGCCCAGAGACAGACCUUUGGGAAAAAGCUGUAUCAUCAUGAAGUGGUCGCACACUGGAUAGCCGAAAGCCGCAUUGCUAUUGAGCAAGCUAGAUUGCUGACACUGAGAGCAGCCAAAACCAUAGACACAGUCGGCAGUGCCCGGGCUCGGAAAGAGGUACAAAACCUACAAAUUGUUUCAUUCAGCUUCAGAUGGGUUUCCCAGGAUUUCCCUCUGGCUUUCAUGUAUGCAGCUGCUCGAACCCUCCGUAUCGCUGACGGUCCCGAUGAAGUUCACCUCUCAGCCGUAGCGAAAAUGGAACUUGUGGAACAAGCAAAGCUGUUUUCCAGAAUGUAG
This is a messenger RNA of Nanorana parkeri, 2381 nucleotides long. RefSeq names its product acyl-CoA dehydrogenase family member 11 (gene ACAD11). Bases 87 to 2381 code for a protein of 764 amino acids. Lineage: Eukaryota; Metazoa; Chordata; Amphibia; Anura; Dicroglossidae. Gene Ontology annotation, cellular component: mitochondrion. The record is from RefSeq and is a predicted model, not a curated record. The transcript is spliced from 20 exons. Gene Ontology annotation, molecular function: oxidoreductase activity, acting on the CH-CH group of donors; flavin adenine dinucleotide binding.